AUGGUUGAAAGUGAAAAUGUUUGCGAAGGUAUUGAUGUGACAGAGAGUCAAGAUGGCGGGAUUAUUAAAUUGAUAAAACGAGAAGGUAGUGGAGAUGAGACUCCGAAUGAAGGGGCCAACGUGUUUGUACAUUAUGUCGGAACUCUUGAAGAUGGAACUCAGUUUGAUUCAAGUCGUGAUCGAGGAAAACCUUUUGACUUUCCCUUGGGCAGGGGUAAGAACUUUUAGAAUUGUCAGACGUCAUGCAAAUCUGAAAUCUCGUGAACGGGUAGUCAAUGGAAUGCCCCCUAUUUUAUUGCUAAUUAACCCACUGAAUUAGCUGCAAAGUGCCUGAAUACACUCAGUGUUAUUGUUUUACUUUGUCUGUGCCAGACGAUUGUACUUGUCAAGGGAGUGAGGUCAGUGUAAACAGCACUAACCUGCGAUCACGCCUGACUGGAAAACUUGGAAAUUACGCUGUCGAGAUUUCUAAAAUUUAAUAGUAAAUACAGUAUAUAAAAGCAUCAUCAGCAUAUAUCGCCAGUGUGGACUGACGAUCAGGCCUAUAAAUAAAUAGAUAGGCCUGAUACAAAUCUUAACAAAAGUCCAUGCCGUACAACCAUAUUUCGGUUGUAAAUUUGAUUGGUCUAUGAGACAAAAGAUUUUUUAAUCUGUCAUUUGAUUGGUUGGUGCUAAUUAGAUAAUACUAUUGUAUAUUUUAUAUUGAUCGCAACUAUAAUUAGAUUGUUAUUGUCGUUGCAUGAAAUUUAAAUUUCUUCUGUGACAUUUUGAUUGGAUAGUAAGUAUAUAAACUUUGCUAUGGGUGGAAAGCGAUCGGAUUAAGGUUUGUGUCAGGCUAUUAUUUUUAAAAUAGAGCCUGCUCUGCGGUUGACACAGCACAUGAUCAUCAUGCAAUAACAGAUUAACCACUGAACACUUGAUCUCCCUGAUCUCCCUGUUGAAUAAAGAUUACUUGAAGCAACAACUGCAUAACUAAUGACUGAAUAGACCUUUCCCCUUUUGAGUGAAAUUUUGAUCUAGACAAGUCUGGACAAAAAUUUCAUCACAGCUUCAAAGAGCAUCACAAAAUUAUUAAUAUUCCGAAGUUUCAUUGCGGAAUGUUGUAAAAUGCGGAUAAUAUAGCCUUGCGAAGUUUGCCGUUUUUCAGUCAUUUUGUAUUACAAACAGGAAAUUGGUAAUCAUAUGAUCAAACUGAUUACCAAUUUCCCGUUUGUAAUACAAAAUGACUGAAAAACGGCAAACUUCGCAAGGCUAUAUUAUCCGCAUUUUACAACAUUUCGCAAUGAAACUUCGGAAUAUUACUAAUUUUGUGAUGCUCUUUCAAGCUGUGAUGAAAUUUAUGUCAAGGCAUAUCUAGAUCAAAAUUUCACUCACAAGGGGAAAGGUCUAUUGUGGCCACUUGUGACGUUUGUGCUGUCACUGUGUGCAUGCAUAACACAAAUUGCAGAUAACCAUUAUUUCACCUGAUUUUAGGGCAUGUUAUUCCUGGAUGGGAAGUAGGUGUAGAAACAAUGAAAAAAGGCGAGAUAUGUACAUUAACCUGCAAGCCUGAAUAUGCAUAUGGUAAACCAGGCAAGCCUCCGACCAUCCCACAAAACUCAACACUUGUGUUUGAAAUUGAACUGUUGUAUUGGGAAGAUGAAAAGGUCACAGAUGAUUUGUUGGUUUCCAAAAAGAUCUUGAAGAAAGGCAAAGGAAACGAUUGCGUCAGCGAUGGAGGCACCGUCGAAGGUUUGCAAUAUGUUGCUCUUUCAUCUCUCAUAAUUUAAUUCACAAGGAAAAUAUUUAUUGUUUUAUUUCUAGUUCAUUUGAAAGGCAAAGUUGGUGAGCGAAUAUUUGAUGAACGUGAUGUACAGUUCACUGUUGGAGAAGGUGAGAGUUUUUUUGCAGGCCUGCAUGGGAGUAUGCUUCUUUUGGUUUAUGGAUGAUAAUAUAUUUUUUCAUUUAUGGAAAACACAACAUAUAUUGAAGUAUUUACUAAAACUGUCUGUACCAGUGUAGGUAGUACCAAAGUGAAAAUGCUGUGCUGAGUGGUUAUAUUACUACUCGCAGAAAGAAACUCGACGUUUCGAGUGAAGGCCCUUCAUCAAGAGUUGUCUACUAACUCUUGAUGAAGGGCCUUUGCUCGAAACGUUGAGUUUCUGCUUAUUUUUUAAGGUAGUAAUAUAACCACUCAGCACAGCAUAUUGAAGUAUUGCAUGCUAAACUUUCAAUUAUCCAUUAGGCUGGAUCAGGAGACAGCUUAUUUUGCAAUUACACAAAAUAUAUGUGGUACACAAACCACAACUUUGCGAAUAGGAUAUUUUUCACAAACAAUGAAAUUAUAUUAAGGUGGCGAGUCCGAUGUUAUUCCUGGUGUGGAUGCAGCUGUGAAAACCAUGAAGAAAGAUGAAGUCUCACUCAUUAACUGCGAUAGUUCUUACGCUUUUGGAGAGAGGGGAAGAGAGGACUGGGAAAUCAAACCUAGUAUGUCUGUUGAAUAUGAAAUACAUCUCAAGUCCUUUGAACAGGUGCACAAUUCAUAAUUGUAUUAAAUGUUCCCAUGUUUUGCAAAAUAGGUUCAAGAAAGGAAUUGACCUGAACUGGCCUCAGUUUUAGAUUUGAUAGAGCAAUCCAGGCUAAGUUGUUAAUUAAUUAGAAUUAGUUCCCCCUCUUGCUAACAUUCUUGUUGUUUGUAAUGUAGCUGAAACAGCCUUGGGAAUUAAGUUCAGCAGAGAGAAUUGAUGAUGCGAAGUUGGUGAAAGAGAAAGGAACAGAAUAUUUCAAGGUAUUUAGAAAUAUUUUUUAGAAUAGUGAACAAUGUAUUUUUAAAUUGAAUGAAGAACAACCUUGCAUUUUCUUUAUAUUUUCCAGGAAGAAAAAUUCUCUUUAGCAUUGGGAAAGUUCACACGAAUGGUUGCAUUGGUUGAAAGUUUGGUUGAAGAGCGAGACCUGAAGCAAGCUUCACCCUUAAUCUUAGCUGGACACCUUAACGUUGCUUUGUGUUAUCUCAAGUUAGGAAAAUACCCAGAGUGUAUAGAGUCUUGUGAUAAGGUGAGUUUCCUCUUCAUUAUAUACUGCAUGUAAGCACCCAAAGUAUAUUUAAAAACUUGGUUAUAAAUUAAGCCACGUUUCUCAAUAAUAAAUAUGUUUUAUUGAUAUGUUUUCCAGGCGUUAUUUCGAGACAAGAAUAAUGUGAAAGCACUGUAUAGGAAAGGAAGGGUAAGUGUUAAAUGUCAACUACUUUAUAAAAUGGUGACAGAAAUUUGACUCUAGUAUUUUUACAUAUUUCUCAAGGCAAAUCUGGCGAUGCAUUAUCCAGACGAAGCUAGUGAAAUGUUCCAGAAGGUCAUCAAACUUGACCCAAAGAACAAGGAUGCCCGAACAUACUACAAUAUCACAAAGAAAAAAAUUGCAGAAUAUAGGGUUAAAGAAAAGAAAAUUUAUGGUAAUAAAUAUUUUGUAUUGUCUUUUAAUAGUCAUAAUUAAACCUGGGUCUUCAACCAUUCAGAAUUACACUCAUGAACAUCUCUAUGGAUCUGCUUAUUCGCCAAUAAGUAUACUAUAUUUUUAAUUUGCUUGUUCCAUUUUGUAGCAAACAUGUUUGAUAAAUUUGCUGCAAGGGAUGCUAAGAAUGCAGCUCAGGCUGAAAGUUCGCUCAAUCCAGAUGGCAAGGAUGUUUUUACGAAAGCUGAAGAGGAAGCCAGGGCAAUAUUUGGAGACGAAGUUGCCACGGCAGAUGGAGGACAAAAACUUGAGAAAGAGAAGACAGCUGCGACAACGAACAAUGAUAAAGGUAUAACACAUAAAAAUACACAAGUUUUUAGAGGUAUGCAAACAAGUUGUUACCAAUAUGUUGACAAUUUGUGUUCGCCCUGAUGAUCUUUUUCAAUUUUAGAUGGUGAUAAAGCGUCAGAGGAACUUGCAAAUAGAAUAAAAGACACUAGCGAAGAAACUGCUGAAACGCCUAGUAGUUCGGAAACCAUUAGUAGUUAA
Messenger RNA from Paramuricea clavata, 3975 nucleotides. The record is from the annotation of a GenBank genome assembly. Lineage: Eukaryota; Metazoa; Cnidaria; Anthozoa; Malacalcyonacea; Plexauridae.